CGUUACACCCCGUCCUAAACCUAACCUCAAUAAGUAUUUUGCCACAUUUCAUGUCUUAGUUUAGUAUGAACACAAAAAGUGAGUUUUUACUGUAUGGCUUGGGGAUUCUAACAGCCAUUUUGCUUCGUUGCGGAGUUUCUUUACACCCUUAUUCCGGUGCGGGCAAGCCUCCAAUGUAUGGCGACUAUGAAGCACAGCGGCACUGGAUGGAAAUUACCGUUAAUUUACCCAUAACAGAUUGGUACCGUAAUACUUCAACUAAUGACCUACAAUACUGGGGUUUAGAUUAUCCCCCCUUGACCGCUUAUCAUAGUUAUCUCUGCGGCGUUGUUUCGUUAUUCAUUAACCCUGAAUAUGUGUCACUUACAAAAUCAAGAGGAUACGAGACUGAAGAACACAAGCUAUUCAUGCGUUACACGGUUCUACUUGUGGACCUACUAUUGUUUAUACCUGCCGCUGUGGUAUAUUUUAAAAGUGUUUACAAAAAAAACCCGAAAAAAUCACUUAUUACGCCGUCACUUGGGACACUCCUCACUUUGUUGUAUCCCGGACUGAUUUUAAUAGAUCACGGUCAUUUUCAAUACAAUUGCGUCUCGUUAGCGUUCGCGGUUUAUGCAAUUUUAUUUGUGUGCACUCGGCGUCCCGUGCUUGGCUCAAUUUGCUUCUGUUUAGCGUUAAACUAUAAACAAAUGGAGUUGUAUCACGCAAUUCCAUUCUUCGUUUAUCUGCUAAGCACCUGCAUACCAAAACCGGGACAAAGUGCUUUAGUUGGAGUCACGAGAUUAGCGAAAAUUUCCGGGACCGUAAUUCUGACCUUUGCCGUUAUAUGGGCGCCGUUCUUAAUUAAUGUGUCGAGCACUUUCGACGUUUUACGCAGACUGUUUCCAGUCGCCAGAGGAAUUUUUGAAGAUAAAGUAGCGAACGUUUGGUGUACUUUAAAUGUUUUUUAUAAACUUAAGCUGUAUAUCGGUAAUGAGCAAAUGUUUAGGUAUUGUACUGUUGCGACGUUUGUCGCGGUGCUGCCGUCGAGUAUCGAUUUAUUUCUAAGGCCUAAUGUUAAGAAGUUUGUUAUAGCGCUCAUAAAUUCAUCUUUGGCAUUUUUUCUUUUCAGUUUUCAAGUGCACGAAAAAACAAUUUUGGUGGUCGCCUUACCAGUUAUGCUUUAUCUACCUGUAGAGCCUAUCGUGUGCUUUUGGUUUUUGAUUUUAUCCGUAUUUAGUAUGGUACCAUUGUUGCUCAAAGAUGAGUUAAUGGUCGCUACUAUUUCCUUAGUAUUGUUUUAUAUAGUUCUGUUUUAUAUUAUAUGCGAAUACAGACCGGGCUGUAAUAAUGAAAUGUUUUUUCCACGUUAUGAUAAUGUAAUACAACUCAUAAGUGAUACCAAAAAAAGUGGACAUUAUCGUUUAUUAUUAAGAACUUUUAGGAAACAUUAUAAAACCUUACUAACUAUGGGCAGGUCUCUGUUAAUAAUCGCAUCGUUAAGUGGAUGUGCUCUUUUCGUUGCACUGAUAUUAAUUUUUCACCCCCCAAUGAAUUAUCCCGAUUUAUUUUCUUUAAUUAUUUCAAUUUAUUCUUGUUUUCAUUUUUUGGCAUUUUUUAUUUAUUUCAAUUUUGUUCAAUUUAAUAUUCCACCAGCUGUUGAAGAUAUUAAGCAUUUUAAAUUUAAAAGUGAUUAAAUGUGAUUAGGUACCUACUAAUAAAACACUUCCCAAUUUAUUCUUGAAUUUUAUUGCAUCAAAAAUAGCCAAUAGAAUGAGAGGUUUAUUGUGCGUCACUAACCAACGAAACCAUACCUUUGUUUCUAUUGGAUAUUUUUUUUUUGCCAUUUGUUUUUGAGU
Photinus pyralis (common eastern firefly) is the source of this 1838-nucleotide messenger RNA. RefSeq names its product dolichyl pyrophosphate Man9GlcNAc2 alpha-1,3-glucosyltransferase (gene gny). The record is from RefSeq and is a predicted model, not a curated record. Lineage: Eukaryota; Metazoa; Arthropoda; Insecta; Coleoptera; Lampyridae. The transcript has a single exon. Gene Ontology annotation, biological process: protein N-linked glycosylation. The coding region runs from base 66 to 1676 and encodes 536 amino acids. Gene Ontology annotation, molecular function: dolichyl pyrophosphate Man9GlcNAc2 alpha-1,3-glucosyltransferase activity. Gene Ontology annotation, cellular component: endoplasmic reticulum membrane.